Molecule: messenger RNA, 3225 nt
Organism: Gaeumannomyces tritici R3-111a-1
Lineage: Eukaryota; Fungi; Ascomycota; Sordariomycetes; Magnaporthales; Magnaporthaceae
Exons: 8
Coding region: 859-2781 (640 amino acids)
Biological process (GO): transmembrane transport
Cellular component (GO): membrane
Molecular function (GO): transmembrane transporter activity
Source: RefSeq, a predicted model, not a curated record
CUUGUUGCUCCAACCGCCUCUGCUGUGUAUGCCUGCCAUCUGCCUCGUGGCAACGCCCCAAGGGGACCAUACAUGAACGGACUUGCUUGUCGCUUCGAGAGACCAAUCCCAGACUACCCAGCUACAGGCAGGCGCCUCCAGCCAGGUACCUCUAGCCAUACACAUACCCUGCCGCGACUCGAAUCACUGCGUGUCGGUCACAGAAUUAGAGCGUCUGGAUCGGUCUCUGCCAACAAUGCGCCUGACACCUGGCUCGCGGCUCGCCAUCCCACGAUUGCCCGGGACAGGGUUCUGUGGGCUCGGGGCGAGCUAUUAGCUUGGCUUCCAGGCGCACACCCGAGCAGCCUGGGUGUGCGGCGCGACAAGAUUGAGCUGGCCGUUGGGGGUUGCGCGUGUGGUGUGCUUGGCUCUGUUAGCCCGGCAGGAUUAUUGGAAGAGCCAGCCGCAAAUUCGUGCACCCAUAUCGAUCCCCUUGGGUUCCGACUCCAUGCCAAAAAGAAGCCCGUCAACUUUCCCUCCCUUUUCUCCCUUCUCCUACUAGCUCCCCGCUGGAUGCCUUGAAGAUAUAUUACUGUCUUGAACAUCUCGCGUCUCCUGCUUUUUGGCCCAUCUGAUCGCACUCGGACUGGGACAAGGUCGGAAGGUACUUUUAUCUGGUACCUACCUACUUAGGUGCCUGCCUAUCUACCAAGGUACCCAUCUGGCUAGCGUUGCCGCGAUUCCGCGUUUGCUCGAAGCACCGUCCGGGCGUGUUGCCUGCAACAGUCAGCCGAGCGACGCAAAACCCACGGCGUCAUGAGCUGGCCCUCAUCGCCAAGAUAGCACACAGAACCGGGAGCUGGCGAAAUCGCUACAGUCAUGCAGCCCGAGCCUCGAAGGAAGAAUCGAGGGUACCUCGGCGCUGAUAGCUCCGCCCUGAGCCCGCAGGAUCGUCAGGACCGGCGUGAACUGCGCUACCAGCUUGACCUCAACUCGUUCAACUUUAGGAUAUGGGUCAUCACCGCCUCGGGCUUCCUGACUGACAGCUACAACCUUUUUGCCACUAAUGUUAUUCUCGCGUCUAUACAAUUCGUUUACUUUCCCGACGGCCGUGACAAAGGUCUUAUCAUCAACCUGUGCACCCUCCUCGGCUCCGUUAUCGGCCAGCUCCUGUUCGGGUUUCUAGCAGAUUACUAUGGCCGAACUCGCCUAUACGGGAUCGAGCUCGUCCUCGUCAUUGUUUCCACCAUUGGUGUCGCCACCAGCAGUUUCGGCCAUGGCGACCUGGACUUUUUCGGUCUCUUCACCUGGUGGAGAUUUGUUAUGGGCAUAGGCAUAGGUGCCGAAUACCCAUUAUCGGCCUGCAUCACUUCGGAGUGGUCCAGCACCCAAUCCCGAGCCACCAUGCUGUCGGCCGUAUUCCUGAUGCAGCCUGUCGGCCAGGCGCUCGCUCAGCUGGUAGGCCUUGUGGUCCUCCUGGGGCAGAGUUCAAAUCACGAUAUCAAUGGCAAAAGAUGCGGGCUAGACGCCAAGUGGAACAAUGAGUGUCAGACUAGAAUCGAUGGCGUUUGGCGCAUCGUCAUCGGCAUUGGGGCUUUGCCAGCGUUGUUGGCCAUCAUCUUCCGAUUCUUCUUAUACGACUGCGGCCUAUACACGCUCGAGGUCAAAAACAAGCCCGGCGCUGCAUUCAGGGAUACACAAAGGAUAUACGGCGAACCUCCCAGUCAGUGGCCCGGCGCAUACCCUCCGAACGGCCUGCCCAUGAACGGGAUUGCCCAGCAGGGGCCGCCGCCCAUGGCCGGGGCGCACCGCCGUGCAACAUUGGGCCAGAUCGAGCAACCCAUGCCUGUCCAGUUCUCGCUUGAAGACCUACGAAACUUCUUCAUCCGGGACGGGAAUUGGUUUUAUUUGCUUGGGACCUCGAUGACAUGGUUUUUUCUCGACGUGAGCUUCUACGGAUUCUCGCUCGAUAACCGCAAGACUCUGUCGGACCUCUGGGCGACCGCGGAGGAGGCAGACCUCAACCCGUCGCUCCCCUGCUGGAACUCGUCGUUCUCGGGCGAUGGCGGCAGAUCUCUCGUCCCGGACUGGAAGCGCAACGGCGGCUUCCCAGUCUGGCAGACUAAUCUGAUGAGUCCCUGUAAAAGUAUCGACGAAGUUCUCAUCGAGCAGGCCACGCAGUACCUCGUCACCGUCUCUAUCCCCUCCAUCGCAGGUUCAGCCUGCUUCAUCUUCUUCGCCAACCGUUUCCAUCGCCGCCGCUGGCUUACAGCGUCGUUCUUCACCCUUGCCGUUCUUUUUCUCAUCACCGGCGGCGUCUACUAUGCCGUCAGCCACACACCGGCAGCUCCUGCCAACGUUGUCAUGGUUGCUCUGUGUCAUUUUGCCUUCAACUUUGGUGCAAACACCCUGACAUUUAUCAUACCUGCCGAGAUAUUCCCGACGACAUAUCGGUGCACCUGUCACGGAAUCGCCGCCGCGGCGGGCAAGCUUGGAUCCAUCGUUGCGGUGGGGGUCGUCUACAUAAUCAACCAUAACUACAAGUCCAAGACGCGACAGGGGCUGAUCUUCCUCCUCUUCGCUCCCUUCAUGGUCUUGGGCGCGCUGUACAGCUGGGCAUACCUCCCCGAGGUGCAGCGGGUCGUGGGUGGCCGACGCCUCGAGCCCAUGACCCUGGAGGAUCUUGGCGAGGGCCGAGCCAAGGCCCAGCAAGAGGGCCAGGUCAUCACGGUCCGGGACAAGAUUGACGACGUCAGAAGAAGGCGGCGUAAUAGGCGUUCACCUGGGUCCGUGAGCCAGUGAUUUGAUACGAGCAGGGGUCAAGAAGGGACAAGAUUUCUAUGCUGAUCUGACGUGCUAUUUCAGUAAUACAUCAUGGCUGAUGCCGAUUUGUGGCAUUAUUCUUGAUUUUGUGGUUGCAUGAAUUCGCGCCAAAGCUCACUCUGAAAGUCUACCGUGGACAUGCAGGAAAUACCGACAACAGGAUAAGAGAGAAGCAAGCAUGAAAAGGAGGCCACUCGAUGUGGCCAAAUCAGGCCAAUCUGAUGAAGAAGAAUACGCCCGCACCUUGACGCCGGUGAACUCGAUAUGGGAAUGUUUUACGGGUUACAGAUAUUGCAGCAACGUAACAAAAAAAAAUUGCGCCUCGCUCCAUGGUAUGAUGGCGAGACUUUUGUUGGUUUCACCUACCCGACUUGGUGGCGCCCGUGUCUAACCUCUUGGCGGCGGGUAGGGCGGGCUUCUUGA